UACUAGUACCAGUCCUCUCCUCCUGACAGCUAAGCACCAAACCAUCACUUCACUCCCCUGAGCUCACCUUGAUCACCCUCCUCGCCAUCGCCAUGGCCGACAAGCCUCCGCCGCCGCCAACCAAGCCCAAGCCCAAGCCGGCUACGGCUGCUCAACCCGCGCCGGCGCCGGCGACGGCGAGGACGACGCCGCCGCUCAAGAAGCCACCGCCGCUGGCCCCGCCCACGCAGGCGCGCCCGCUCAAGCCGCCGCCGGCGCACCAGUACAGGCAGCAGCAGCAGCAGCAGCCGGCUAAUCGGAAGCGGCAGUACGGGAGGCACCGCGGCGGAGGCGGCGGGUGCUCGGGGCGGCGGGUGUGCUGCCUCGCCACGGGGUUCGUCCUCCUCGCGCUCUGCCUCGCGCUCGCCGCCGCGUGCCUGGCCUACCUCUACUACCACCCGCGCCCGCCGUCGUUCCACCUUCAGCCGCUCGCCGCCACGCGGUUCCGCGUCGGGAACUCCUCGGCGGUGUCCGCCAUGGACGUCACCGCCGCCGUCAGGGUGGUGUCGUGGAACCCCAACGACCGGGUGUCGUUCGAGUACGGCGACGGGGAGGGCCGCGUGGCGCUCGCCGACGCCGACGGCGACGUCGCGCUGGGCUGGGCGCCCGUGGCCGGGUUCCGCCACGCGCCGCGGAGCGUGGCGACGGUGGCGUUCGUGGCGGCGGCGAAGGGGGUGGUGGUCGACGAGGCCGUGGCGGCGCGCGUCCGCGACCGGUACCGGCGGCGGCAGCUGGCGUUCAAGGUGGUGGUGGACACGCACGUCGGCGCGCGCGCCGGCGCGGUGCGCACCGGCAUGGUGCCCGUGAGGCUGCUGUGCGACGGCGGCGCCAUGGCGCCGCGCGGCGGCGUGUCCGGGAGCGUGGUGGGGCCCAUGAGCAAGUGCCAGGUCUACCUCUUCAGAGUCAGAUGGUUUAGCUUGAACUGAAGGGAAAUCCAGGACAGGAGUUGCCAGUUUCUAGCUUCUUACAAUCAGGCUAAUGUCAGUGGUGUCGAAGCUGCUGCUGCUGCCGUAACUUAUUUGCAUUUCCUGCCGCGACGGGAAGGUGAUGAUUUGGUUUUGCUUGGUGGCGACCGUGAUAAGACUGUCACUAUAUAUAAUCUGAAUGAUCUCUGAAGAACCUGAACCUUGAUGGUAUUUUUCGAAGCAUGUAAGAAAGAGAAGAAAGCGAACAAGUUUGUAACUGUAUAUGCAUGACUCCUAGCUCCCCAAAUUCUUUUGAUUGUGUGGUAUAUAUACAUACAUAGCAGGAAUGGAAUUGUUUUCUUUUGUGUGUUCAUAGCUCUCCAAAACCCUGUUCCUUUUUUCUUUUAGAAACAACCCUGUUCUUUAUUUUAA
Oryza sativa Japonica Group (Japanese rice) is the source of this 1376-nucleotide messenger RNA. RefSeq lists its product as uncharacterized. The record is from RefSeq and is a predicted model, not a curated record. Gene Ontology annotation, cellular component: plasma membrane. Lineage: Eukaryota; Viridiplantae; Streptophyta; Magnoliopsida; Poales; Poaceae.